UUAAUUUGUUAUGUGUGUAUUAGUAAUUUUUGUAUUGUUGGUGUUCUGCUUUUUACUUUAUUAGAGCGUAAGGUUUGGGUUAUAUUCAGAUCGCGUAAAGGUCCUAAUAAGUAUGAGUUCUAUUCUAUGAUGUUGGCAGGUCGAUCAUCUAAUUCUAAUUAUGCAUUAUUGGGUGGUUUACGAGCUGUAGCUCAAACUAUUUCUUAUGAAGUUAGUAUAGCGUUGAUUUUAUUAAGAUUUAUUAUUUUGGUGGUUUUGGGAUUAAUUUAUUUCUUGUUCAUCAGUUAUAUGUUUGGUUUUUUUGUUACUGAAACUAAUCGUACUCCUUUUGAUUUUUCUGAAGGUGAAUCAGAAUUGGGAUCGGGUUUUAAUGUUGAGUAUAGAAGAGGUGGAUUUGCAUUGAUUUUUAUGGCUGAAUAUUCAAGAAUUUUUUUAUGAGAAUAUUAACUAUUUUAAUUUUUUUGGUGGUGAUUUAUUUUCUUUAUUAUUUUAUUUUGGUUUUUAUAUCAUUUGUUUUUAUUUGGAUUCGAGGUACUUUACCUCGUUUUCGUUAUUAUAAAUUGAUGUAUUUG
This is a messenger RNA of Gryllus bimaculatus (two-spotted cricket), 572 nucleotides long. The record is from the annotation of a GenBank genome assembly. Lineage: Eukaryota; Metazoa; Arthropoda; Insecta; Orthoptera; Gryllidae.